Messenger RNA from Varanus komodoensis (Komodo dragon), 3317 nucleotides. It is a transcript of the gene PKD2L2, whose product is annotated as polycystin 2 like 2, transient receptor potential cation channel. Gene Ontology annotation, biological process: detection of mechanical stimulus. The record is from RefSeq and is a predicted model, not a curated record. Bases 1507 to 2931 code for a protein of 474 amino acids. The transcript has 9 exons. Gene Ontology annotation, cellular component: membrane. Lineage: Eukaryota; Metazoa; Chordata; Lepidosauria; Squamata; Varanidae. Gene Ontology annotation, molecular function: calcium ion binding; calcium channel activity.
UAAAACGCGUAGCCACAUCUGUAUCCAUCGUUUUGACAUCACGAUAUAUCAUUUUGACAUCUUUCCUGGAAGAAAAUCGCGUUGGUGUCAAUGUACCUUUAUUCAGAAUGGAAUGUACUUGACACUCUAUUUUGAAAGUGUACGUUUUAUAGCUCAUUGAAUCUGCGACUGGCCAUCAGUUCCCAUGUAGCGCUGUAAUUUUUUGAGGCUGGAUUUCUGGCAAAAGCUACAGCAAUACGUACAUGCCCCUUACGGAGUAUCACUGCUCCUCCAGUCUUUGAUACGCAGAACGUUAUGGAUAAAAAAAGUACUUUGCAGGAGACCUUUAGGAAAGAAAUACUUCUCUCCGCAUUGCCUAGCAACACUGUCCUAUACAUAUUUACCCAGAGAUAAGCCUUAUUAUGUUCAAUGAGAGCCACUCCCAAGGAAAUGUACAUAGUAUUGUGCUGUAAAUGAGAAAGACAAGGAAAGAAAAAGCAAGCGCAGCACAAGCUUGCUCCCAUCAUUGUUGUGACUACACUUCACAAAGAGUUCUUUGCAAGGUGCUCUGCAUUGACCUGGUUUGCAAAAUGAGUUGCAGUCCCCCAAUUCUCAACUGGAAAUUGUAAUAACUCACAUAAACCUGGAUGACCUCAUUCAGGCUACAGGACAAUUCCUCAAGUGGGAUUUGAAUAUUCAAAACACAGUCUUCACUUUUUACAGUGGGCUGCCCUAUCAUGCAAACCAGCCUAUGGACACCUAGGUUUUGCAAGAGAACAUAAGAAAUCAGUAAGGGAUCUUGUGGAUUACACUAGGCUUUCCCAGCCUAGUUCCUCAUUUCCCCAGGUUCCUAGCAUCCCUGACCAUUGACUGUACUACCUAGGGUUAGUGAUAAAUGAAGCUCAAAACAUUGGGAGAACAGCAGGUUAAUGAAAGGGUAGAUUACACCAAGCUGCAUUCUCUUUCCCACAGUAGUUGGCUAGAUGCUUCCCUCAAAGUAUGCAGCCAAGAAUGCAUUCACUCAACAUCUGCUAUUCAGAAUUAGACUGCCAUUGAAAAUAAAGAUGUCACCUAUUUCACUACCAUGAUUGUACUCUGGUGAAGUCUUUUAAAUGCUGUCCACAUUAGCAGUUAUUACAUCUUCUGUCAGUGAACUCCAUAACAACUGCUAGCAGCUAACUUGGUUGUAUUCUGUGCAGUUAGAAACCAGUUAAUAAGUGUUGGGUGUGCCUUUUUCUUUUCCCACAGUCCACAAAUAACAGAGAUUUUGUUUGCAAAACAAACUUAUUAUGCCUGAUUGGGUCUGAGAAUUUAGAUCUUUUAGGAUGCAAUCCUUCAGGCAGAAAAGGUCCUCCAAUUUUCAGAAUAACUGGUUGAGGAAUGCUGGGAGUUUUAGAGCUUUUUUCUCUUGAAACAUGUAUCAUAUUACACCAUUAGUUAGUCUCUCAUACUCCCUUUGUGUUCUUUUGAAAAUCAUACAUUAUAGGUAGUGUGAAACCUCGACUGACUCACAACAGAGAGCCAGAAAUGAAAACUACCCUUCAGGAAUUACUGAUCUACAUAAUUUUCCUCACAGAUCUAUGUAUAUUGACUUUCGGAAUGGUGAGCACAGAUAUGUAUCACCUGAACAGAGUUAUGUCAAACCUUUUCCUGGAAACCCCUUUGUCUGAUAAAGAUAAAACUGACUUCACAUCCAUGGCUAGCAUUAUUGACUUUUGGCAGUUUCUGGAAGGACCACUUCUGGAUGGCCUUUAUUGGAACACAUGGUACAGUGAAAAUUCCACAUCCAUCCACAAAAACAGUAGCCAUAUCUACUAUGAGAACUUACUGUUAGGAGUACCUCAAAUUCGGCAACUCAAAAUCCGUAACAACACAUGUUCUAUCUAUCCAUCUUUCCGGGCGUUUAUGAAAGGGUGCUAUGGUCAAUACCACUAUAUUAAUGAGGAUAAAAAAAGUUUUGGCUUUAUGAAUGACACUGAGUGGCACUAUUCUACUUCUAAAGCAUUCUCUCCAUGGCAUUGGGGCCUUAUUGGGCUAUACAGUAGUGGAGGAUUUAUGUUCACCUUGCCCAAGUCAAAAGAAAAAAGUUCAGAGAAGUUGGCUUAUCUCAAGAGAAAUAACUGGAUCACCAGAGGAACAAGGGUUGUCUUCAUCGACUUUUCCAUGUAUAAUGCUAAUGUAAACCUCUUCUGCAUAGUCAGGCUUGUAGUAGAAUUUCCUGCAACAGGUGGUGUUAUCCCUUCUUGGCAGUUCCACUCCGUAAAGCUUUUCAGAUACGUCAAAUAUUAUGAUUAUUUCCUGGCCUCUUGUGAAGUCAUCUUCUGCCUCUUUAUCUUCACUUUCAUCAUCCAAGAACUCAUAAAAAUGAAGAAGCUGAAAAAAGACUAUUUUAGAGAUGCCUGGAACUGGCUAGAUAUGUUAUUGCUCAUGUUGUCUGUUUUUGCUAUUUCCUUCAAUGUUUACCGAACUGUUGAAGUGUCCAGCCUGAUGGAAAAUCUGCUCUCCGAUUCAGAUGCUUACCCAGACAUUUAUUUCCUUGCAUUCUGGCAGACCCGUUACAAUAAUAUGAUUUCAGUUACUGUCUUCUUUGCAUGGAUAAAGAUAUUUAAAUACAUAAGCUUUAACAAGACCAUGACUCAGCUGUCUUCAACUCUGUCCCGCUGUACUAAAGACAUCAUAGGAUUCGCCAUCAUGUUCUUCAUCAUCUUCUUUGCAUAUGCACAGUUGGGUUACCUGGUCUUCGGGUCACAAGUGGAUGAGUUUUCUGCUUUUCAGAACUGCAUUUUUACCCAGUUUCGCAUUGUGCUUGGAGAUUUUAACUUUGCCAGUAUAGAACAUGCAAAUCGAAUUCUUGGCCCAAUUUACUUCAUCACAUUUGUAUUCUUCGUAUUCUUUGUCCUGCUGCGUUGGCUUGACAUACUACAAGCUACACAUAUUUUGGGGCACAUGUAGGGUGAGUAGUUUCCCUUUGUUUUUCAUUUAGCAUUUGCCCUUGUAACAGGCUGUCAGCUGCUAUAAGCCCAUUUAGGAUGAGGAAAAAAUGGCAGUACAAACAACCCUUGAUGACUCCGGUGGUAAUUCCCCCUCUUUCCAGCAGUGCAAGCAAACCAUGACUCUCCAGCACCAGGUCCAUCUCCAUCAUCAUCAGUUAAUGUUAGGCUUAAUGUUACCUCAAGAAUGUUUUAAACUGUUUGAAGAACUAUUUCUUUUGUUUUGUUUUUCUUUACAAUACCGCUUACCUACAGUUAUACACGCUAUAGUGAUCAGUCGCUCCAUUGUCCUCACCUCCCCAUGGUUCCCUGGGCUCCAGUCUCCACCCAGACACUUUCAGGUCCCCA